AGCCGGUUCGCAAACAGAGAAGUGUCCACAUCACCGCCUUUACUCGCUCUAUGACUUUCUCACCGUCCUCGAGGGUUCAGAAACGCGACCAGCAUCGGCCUUUUGUUUGCAUAGAUCGCGUGCGGAACUUGCGACUAUUCCUUGAGAUUUCGGCUGCUUGUAUUAUUGAGAGCACAAUCUCGGUUUUGUUUCCAGUUCGUUGAUUGUUCUAGCUCGUCGUCGUCGAUUAUUUAAACGCGACUCAUCAUUUCAAUCUUGAGAUCGAACACCACAGUCCACGGAUUCUCUCAAGCCAUCACUCCCUGAAUCGUUUAUAACAAAUGAAGUUUGGAGCUCUCUCAUCUGUCAUUGCCAUUUUGGCAUUGACAUUCGGCGCCCAUGCCGCCAAAGAUACCGAGAACGAGGACUUCCCUAACGGCAUCAAGCGCGUCCCCAUGAGAACGUUCAGUCUUCAGACUCCUUUCUUGCACGACAGCUUACACUCGCGGUGGUACGACUUUGGCGGCCAUACCAUCGUCAGAACUGAUCAGUACGUGCGUCUGACGUCCGAUCGGCCAGGGCAGACAGGAUACCUCUCAUCGCGUCUUCCGCUCACUGCGAUCAACUUUGAGAUUAUUUUCGAGUUCAAGAUCAGCGGUAAGGGAAACCUCUACGGCGACGGUAUGGCUAUCUGGCUUACAAAAGAUCGGAGCGUUCUUGGUCCCGUCUUUGGAGGACCGGAUAACUUUGAGGGUAUUGGAAUCUUCAUCGACACCUACAAGAACAACAGACCGGGCGUGACUUUCCCUUACGUUAUGGCGAUGUACGGAGACGGGCAUACUUCGUACAGCAAGGCCGAUGAUGGAAAGAGCAAUGAGCUUGCUGGGUGCUCCGCACGAGGCCUCCACAACCCGAACCACGAGACCAGAAUGAAGAUCACGUACGUCAAGGGUCACUUCCUCAAAGUCGAGCUCGAGUACAAGGAGCCUGGCAAGUACAUCACCUGUUUCAAGAUGGGCAACCCGCCUGAUCUGCCGCAGACCUCGUACUUGAGUUUCACGGCCGAGACAGGCGAGCUUUCGGAGAACCACGACAUCAACGAGGUCGAGGUCAACAUGCUCGUGCUCCCUGGUGGCAGCGAUGUCCAGUCCCAUUUCAGCCACCCCUCGUCGUCCUCCUCCUCUGUGCGGGAUGUGGAGAAGAAGAAGGGCGGUUCCUGGUUCUGGUUCCUUAUCAAGCUGGGUAUCGUUGGUGGCGGUGGCUACUAUGGCUACAAGAGAUACUUGAAAUACAAGAAAGAUAAGAAGUACGACCGAGACGCGAUGUUUUGAGUGGAAAGCUAGUUUUUUAUAUCGUGUGUUUCAGUUUCUGCGUUCGCAUCCUCAAUGUUCUCUCUGUACCAUCAACAUUUUCAAAAGAAUUCGCCGUUGUUGUUUUUUGAACGCAUUGAACUGUGAUGAAGACAUUUCUUCAUUUCGCAUCAUGUAUAUUUUGAUAUAAUGACUCGUUUAAAAAAUUUCUAAAAAAGAGAUGUUAAUGAAACUAUGAAUGAUCGUUGUUUUUGUGCAUGACUAUAUUGUACAGUUUUAUAAGCUCUUGAUAUAUGCAUCAAAUCUUGCCCUUCCACUCCGCAUUGUGAUAUUUAUCCAAGCAGGGUUUUAGUCCAGCUCCAACGACCACUACACGAAUAGCAUUGAAAGUUAGAAACAUGUAUCCGACGAAC
Messenger RNA from Myxozyma melibiosi, 1702 nucleotides. RefSeq names its product legume-like lectin family-domain-containing protein. Gene Ontology annotation, molecular function: D-mannose binding. Gene Ontology annotation, biological process: endoplasmic reticulum to Golgi vesicle-mediated transport. Gene Ontology annotation, cellular component: Golgi membrane; COPII-coated ER to Golgi transport vesicle; endoplasmic reticulum membrane. The transcript has a single exon. Bases 321 to 1310 code for a protein of 329 amino acids. The record is from RefSeq and is a predicted model, not a curated record. NCBI's taxonomy places the organism in Eukaryota, Fungi, Ascomycota, Lipomycetes, Lipomycetales, Lipomycetaceae.